Capsicum annuum is the source of this 716-nucleotide messenger RNA. Its product is annotated as 60S ribosomal protein L26-1. NCBI's taxonomy places the organism in Eukaryota, Viridiplantae, Streptophyta, Magnoliopsida, Solanales, Solanaceae. The coding region runs from base 92 to 532 and encodes 146 amino acids. The transcript has a single exon. Gene Ontology annotation, biological process: ribosomal large subunit biogenesis; cytoplasmic translation. The record is from RefSeq and is a predicted model, not a curated record. Gene Ontology annotation, cellular component: ribosome; cytosolic large ribosomal subunit. Gene Ontology annotation, molecular function: structural constituent of ribosome; RNA binding.
UAUAAAUAACCCAAAACCCUAACAAUUAUCUUCUUCAGCGCAGCUGCCAUUUGCAGAGAAAGCAGAGGAGAGACAAAUCAAUCAAGCAAAAAUGAAGUACAAUCCAAGAGUAUCCUCCUCCCGCCGUAAGAACAGGAAGGCACAUUUUACAGCGCCUUCAAGCGAGCGCCGCAUAUUGAUGAGCGCACCUUUAUCCUCUGAGUUACGUACAAAGUACAACGUAAGAUCUAUGCCGGUAAGGAAAGACGAUGAAGUUCAGGUUGUUCGUGGGACCUACAAAGGCCGUGAAGGGAAAGUCGUUCAAGUUUACCGUAAGAAAUGGGUGAUACACAUUGAGCGUAUCACUAGAGAGAAGGUGAAUGGUUCUACUGUGAAUGUAGGUAUUCAUCCUUCGAAGGUUGUUGUUACGAAGCUGAGGUUGGAUAAAGACAGGAAAUCGUUGUUGGAUCGUAAGGCGAAGGGACGUGCUGCUGCUGAUAAGGAUAAGGGUACUAAAUUUACUGCUGAGGAUAUCAUGCAGACAGUCGAUUGAUUUUUCCGUCCUUUUGUUUGGUAUUUACUAUUUAGUCGCGUAAUGAGAAUUUUCAUAUCAGUACGUUUUGGUUUAAUUAGUAUUUUGUGGAGACAUUGAAUUUUGUUCAAGUUUUUGUUUUUGGGUUAAAGCAUUAAUGAUGAUACUUUGGAAUGCUAAAUUUUGAAGUUAAAUUGUUAUGUUA